UUAAAAAUAGCACGUGCUAACAGGUACUCGGCCAAAAGCGACAGUUGUAAAAUAAUAUUAAUAAAAUCGCGUGUUCAUAUAGCCGGCUGAAAAUAAAAAGUUGUGGGCGAAGAGAGCAGCAGAGAGAGUGCCAGCGAAAGGCCCACUAAAACGCCGCCUUGUUAAUUAUUAAAUUGCCAGAAUAUAUAUCGCUCCAUAUAUAAUUCUAUUCCGAGUGAUAAUCGCUGGGUUUUUGCCCUCUGCGCCGCGUAUGAAAAGCCAAAGAAGAUUCGCUGGGUAAAAACCGAAUACCAAGAAGUUCUAAAUAUUACUCAUUCGUUAAACCCCCUCCAUAACCGGUGUUUUUGUGAUUCACAAAGAGUGAAGAAGAGUGCAUUCAGUGUGGUGUAGUGCCCAGCCGUAGACCCAGUUCCAGUUAGCCCGGUGAAAUAUGUCCAGAAAUAGGGCCGCCAUGGUCAGCGCCUUCCGGCUGUUCCUGCGACCCUCGACCACCACCUACAGAAGUCUCGCCCUCCGUGUGGCCCCCGUCACGACCUUUGCCCUGCACUUACGGCCAGGUCAUGAGCUCCAGCAGCACAGAAGCUUUUCUUCCACGGCGGACGAUGACGAAACGAGCGGUGGCAAAAAGUCGGACAAGCAUAAAAAACCGACGACGGGAGGUCAAAGUUCAAGUCAACAUGUGGCUGAGCAAGAAGAGGUUGAAGAAAAUGCGAAAGAAAAGGAAUCGAAAUCCAAUCAUCGUGUUAAGUACCGAAAAGGGGAUCCGAAAUCUGAAAAGUUUUUACCGCCUGCCGAAGUUGCAGAUGACUGUAACAAAUCUGAUAAAUUGAUAUCAAGAAUUAACAAAUUUAAGGGUUUACAACAAAUGAAAAUAGUCAAAAUUAGAAAGAAUACAGACGUUAGCAAGACAUUACAUUUGAAAAAGAGACCAUCAAAAUUUUCAGAUCGACAAAAAAUACAUUUCAGUCGGGAAACAAGUAAUCUGUUACCAAUCAAGAGAAAAACAAGAAGAAGAAAAAAGAAAUUGAUACAAAAUCGAAAGAAAACAAAAAAGAAAAUUAAUAACGACGACAUCUAUGUGGAAUACGUGAAUGGUAUGCCACAUAUGACUGUUCGGCUUCCCAGUCGCAAUGAACUCUGCCAGUUCGCCCUGAAACCAAUCUCCCACAACGUUGGCGACCUGCUGGCCAUGCUCAAAGCAGAGGAUCGCGGCAUCGACCGAGCUGCGGUGAUCAACAGGCACGGAGUGCGAAUCGCUUCAUCUUGCACCAUCGACAGCUUGCUGGAUGACUCCUUUAGCAUACAAAUCAACAAUCGCACACUGGAGGUCAUUCCACCGAAACGUGAGAGGAUCACAGUGGAAUCAGUGGACAAAGUGGGUGAUGUGCGCAAGGUUAUUGCUCAGCUCUACGAGGCAUUCAACGUGGGCGAAUAUCAGCUGGAGAAGAGCAAUCAACUUGCCAAGGAACUGGAGACCUUACGCUACGAACUCGAGCCACUGGAAGAGAAAAAACUAGAACUGAGCAAAAGGGCUGCUCGUCGAACCAACUUUAUGACUUGGAUGGGUUUAGGUUUAAUGUCCGUGCAAUUUGGCAUCCUGGCGCGCCUGACUUGGUGGGAAUACUCUUGGGAUAUUAUGGAGCCCGUCACCUAUUUUGUUACCUACGGCACGACAAUGGCAAUGUAUGCCUACUACUGUGUUACCAAGAGGGAAUACAUGAUGGAGGACGUGAAGAACCGCGAAUACUCGCUCACCCUUUAUAGAAACGCCAAGAAGAUCCAGUUUGAUGUGGAGCACUACAACAAUCUGAAGCGCAAGUCGGCGGAGUUGGAGUACAAUCUCAGGAGGAUCAACGAUCCACUCAACAUGCAAUUACCAUCGCAUCUGGUACGCACCCAGGAAAAUACGCCACCAACCCUAAUUGAGGAAAAGACGGAGCGGAAAUAAACUUAAGGGCUUCUCAGAAAUCAGUUACUUGACAGGGGAAAAUGGAAACUCAAACUAAUUUUAACUUCCUCAAACUAGAAACGAAUAAAAGUCCGCCUUUUAGCUAAAGAAGUUCAGGUGAUCGAAAUGUUGUAGUCAACGUUUGAAAUGAUUUUGUGGACGCAUCACAUGUUGUUUAAAAUCAACUUUAGUUUUUCUCUUUAUGUUAAUUAAAAUGUUUUAGUUGUUUAUUUUACAAUUAAUUAGCCUAAGCCAAAGUUUGACGAUUUGCAAAAACGCACAAGGUUAUUCUGACGCCUGCAGCUUUAAAGCUGAUAACAUUAUUUUAUGUUUAAUUUUUAGUUAUUUAUUGCAAGUGAGAGAUUUGUUUUACGCCUAAGGCAUAUGUGUGUGCAAGUUUUAGCAAAAUAUAUGAAUUAUUUAUUGACUAUUA
This is a messenger RNA of Drosophila subpulchrella, 2381 nucleotides long. RefSeq names its product calcium uniporter protein, mitochondrial (gene MCU). The record is from RefSeq and is a predicted model, not a curated record. Gene Ontology annotation, cellular component: uniplex complex; mitochondrial inner membrane. Gene Ontology annotation, biological process: calcium import into the mitochondrion; mitochondrial calcium ion homeostasis. The transcript has 10 exons. Bases 431 to 1948 code for a protein of 505 amino acids. Gene Ontology annotation, molecular function: uniporter activity; calcium channel activity. Lineage: Eukaryota; Metazoa; Arthropoda; Insecta; Diptera; Drosophilidae.